AUGAACAUCGUCACCUCCUACUUUCUCGUUCGCAAGCUGCCAGGCACCCUUGCCAUCGGCGGAGACGUCCUGGAGCAUCAGAACGCCCGCCAGCGCGAGUACUUGGAGUGUCUUCGACUCAAUCAGCAGCAUCCCGGCGUCGCGUCCAUCCACCUCAUCGUUGAAGGGGUCGACGCCUACGAGCACCUGCUGAAGCACGUUCUCUGCAACCCUCACUUCCAAAAUGCAUCGACGCCGACAACGUCCACGACGCCGGCAAGCGCACCGCACCGCAGACGCCAUGCCGUUCCUAUCGUGCCUGUGGUGCACUUUGCCAGCGGCAUGCCCUUGUACGCCGACCUCUUCGCCUACGCCAACCAGCUCCUCUCGCACCGCCUCACGAUGGUGUGCAACGCGGAUGUGUAUCUCUCCCCUGAGCACUUUUCGCUGUCAGCGGUAGGGGACCUCUUUCGCCAAUCCCGCACUCUACCUCCUCCCCGCGCAGCGCGUCGCGGAGAGUGCCAGACGUUGACUACGGACAUAGCGGAAGGGGAGGCGAUGCAGUCCAAGUCUGCGCCGAAGCGAGCGAACCCUUUGGCGCUGGCGCUCACCCGCUACGAGAGCGAUAACCCUCUCGACGCCCCAUUCGUGUAUGAGUACCGUGGCUCUCACGACGCCUUCGUGUUUGUGCCGCCGGUGCCGCCGUCGCUUGUGCGCAGUGUCGCCCAUCCACAGAACUGCUACAAAGCCGAAAACAUCGUCUUGCACGAGCUUCAGCAAAGUGGGUACCUGACACUGAACCCGACCUUGGGAGAUGGCGUGCGCCUUGUUCACCGCCACGCCACCGAUCUCCGGCAGUGGUUUCCGCCGGUGGACGAGUCGCGGUACGGUCGUGCACAGCCGAGCACUUUGGCACAGGCGGCAUCGCGCAUCCGUGAAGAAGCACGCGUGCGGUCGCCGCCGCCUUCUGUAUAA
Molecule: messenger RNA, 954 nt
Organism: Leishmania mexicana MHOM/GT/2001/U1103
Lineage: Eukaryota; Euglenozoa; Kinetoplastea; Trypanosomatida; Trypanosomatidae
Exons: 1
Coding region: 1-954 (317 amino acids)
Source: RefSeq, a predicted model, not a curated record